AUUUAAAUGAGGACGCUGAGAGCUUAUAGCAAUUAUUUAACAUUUAGUCUAAUCUACAUCACCAAAACAAGCCUUAUUUAUUAGAAGACAAUUUUAUGAUUACUCAGAAGUACUUCCAUAACACACAAGGAUCUUUACAACACUUUAGGAGUGCUACGUUAGCGUUAGACCGGCUGACGUCUAUAUUAUCCCGUGCAUUUCUUCUCAUACAAUUGGAGAAAUUAAACGUCUAUUUUCGUUUUGGGUUUUCCAAUUGGCUACAAUGGUGAGCCGUCCUGCGAGUGUGAAGAUUAAGCCCUUAUCCAUGUUUUAAGUACGGCAGACUAACCAGGGCGAAUUCAUGAUCACAUGACCGUGGACAUGGACUUUGUCCUGUCGGAUUUUAUUCGCUCCACAGGGGCGGACCCAGGACUAGCUAGAGACCUGCUUGAAGGGAAAAACUGGAACUUGAAUGCAGCCCUGAGUGACUAUGAGCAGCUUCGACAGGUGCAUGCUGGGAAUCUAUCUUACCCUUUCAAUGAGGGGCGUGGGUGUAGACAGGUGGAAAAAGAAGGUCCAAGACAGAUGCGUGCAUCACUUCAACGACAGGAUGACAUUGUCCAAGAAAAACGUUUAUCCAGGGGGAUCUCCCAUGCCAGCUACCCCAUUGUAUCUCUGGCUCGUACUUGUGUUACCAACAACGGAAGCAGUGAACAACUCCUGGAUACACCUAUCUGCACUUUCCAGCUACCUGACUUGACUGUUUACAAAGAGGAUUUCCGCAACUUCAUUGAACGGGAUCUCAUUGAGCAGUCCAUGCUAGUUGCACUGGAACAAGCUGGUCGCCUGAACUGGUGGGCUCAUGUAGACCAAACCUGUCAAAGACUCCUCCCUUUAGCAACAACAGGUGAUGGUAACUGCCUUCUCCAUGCAGCUUCACUAGGUAUGUGGGGUUUCCAUGAUCGUGACCUGGUAUUGCGCAAGUCACUUUACACCAUGAUGGAGAAAGGAGCAGAAAAAGAGGCUUUAAAACGAAGGUGGAGAUGGCAACAGACACAACAGAAUAAAGAAUCUGGUCUAGUGUAUACAGAAGAAGAGUGGCAGAGAGAAUGGAAUGAGUUAAUAAAGUUGGCAUCAAGUGAACCCCGCACGCACUAUGGGUCAAAUGGUGGAAACUCUGGAGGAGUUGAUAAUUCAGAGGAACCAGUGUAUGAGAGUCUGGAGGAGUUUCAUGUGUUUGUUCUUGCACAUGUAUUGAAGAGGCCCAUUAUUGUAGUGGCAGAUACUAUGCUGAGGGACUCCGGAGGAGAAGCUUUUGCACCAAUACCUUUUGGGGGUAUUUAUCUGCCUUUGGAAGUGCCACCAAACAAAUGCUAUCAGUCGCCUCUUGUGUUGGCGUAUGAUCAAGCCCACUUUUCAGCUCUGGUGUCAAUGGAGCAGAAGGAGCCUGCCAAGGAGAAAGCAGUAGUUCCUCUGAUGGAUUCUGAGCACAAGCUACUUCCAUUUCAUUUUGCUGUAGAUCCCGGAAAGGAUUGGGAUUGGGGCAGAGAUGAUUCUGAUAAUGUGAAGCUUGCAAGUGUGACCUUGUCAUUGGAGGCAAAAUUAAGUUUACUGCAUAACUAUAUGAAUGUUGCAUGGAUUCCCCUGCCUUGUGAAAUGCAGGCUCCACUUGCCCAGCCAGAAUCGCCCACUGCCUCAGCUGGAGAUGAUGCCCGCUCAGUGGUGGAGUCAGGAGAGUCUGACAAGGAGUCGGUGUGCAGCAGCUCCAACAGCAAUGGUGGCAACAAGAGCAGUAAGGACAAAGAGAAGCCAAAGAAGGACAAGGAGAAGGACAAAGAUAAAAAGAGAGCAGACUCUGUUGCAAACAAACUGGGCAGUUUUGGCAAAAGCCUUGGCAGCAAAUUGAAGAAGAAUGUGGGAGGGCUUAUGCAUAGUAAGAGUAACAAGAGUAACUUGAGUAAUGGACAAACUGAUACAUUAGAGAAAAAGAAAAAAGGUUCUGUCAAGUCUCGAAAGGGGAGCAAAGAUGACUCUUCUCUUCCGGAUGGAUCAUUAUCCUCCAUGAAAAGCAGUCUGCCUAAAUCGUCCUCUGAUAGAUUGCAUUCAGAUACCUACAAAUACAGCAGUGAUGUCAAACUCAGUCUGAAUAUCUUACGAGCAGCUAUGCAGGGUGAGAGAAAAUUUAUAUUCGCUGUCCACCUCAUGACCAGCAAUCGUCACCAGUACCAGGAAGAAAUGAUCCAACAGUAUCUUGCUGAUGCAGAAGAACGCUAUUUAGCUGAACAGAAGCAGAAGGAAGCAGAAAGGAAUGCAGUUUUGAAUGGCUGUCUUUUGAAAAAGACAGAACAGGAAGCAUUUUCUCACAGGCGAUUUGAGCACAAGGACACCGUUGGGGAUAAUUUAUCUUCAAACACAUUCUCCACAGUGCAAGGAUAUGGUGGUCCAAAUUCAGGGUAUCCUGUGGCUUCCAAACUGCCAUAUUCGCCUAUGUAUUCUAGUAGGUUUAGCAUUCCUCGACCAGUAGUAAUGAACAGUAUGGAUGGAUCUCUGUCUCCUAGCUCUCAGGAGGUUCGGAGGCAGGUUGGUGGGGGAACUUGCCACAGCCUACCUUCAUAUGCCACCUUACCUCGGUACUACCCCCAGGGACAUGCUCAUCCUUGCCCUACCAGCCCCACCCCUUUAGGAAGGUUCCCUCCUGUAGAUUCAUAUGAUCCCCCAGACUAUCCGCUUGAAUGUGAUGGUGCCUACUCACCACACAUCAGUGGCUACAGGGAACCUGCAGAGAGGGACACCUUUCAACGAAUGACCUCUGCAGAUAGAUCCAAAACAUGGACUGCUUCUAAUAUUCAGCAAACAAAAUGCCGACAACCGAACUGUAGCUAUUAUGGCCGCCCAGAAACAAGCAACUAUUGCUCCUGCUGCUACAAAGAGGAACAGAAACGCAGUAGGGACAAGGAGAAUGAAUCCUUGUCUCACAGGUUCUAAGUGCUUUAAAUGAAGGUGUUGUUUUAUUUUGUGUUAUUGAACUUCAGCUGUGUUGGACCCAGUAAGUAUGUGUGGGCUAUGCAAUAAAGUAUUUUGCCACCUAUGUUGAUGUGUUAACCAGGUGUGCACAAACUAAAGCAAAUGGAAUAUAUUACACAUAGCACUACUAUGGUACAGGAAUGGAAUUCCCAGCAGAGAAGAGAAAAUAUUCUGUUCCUGCUUGAAACUUGUGAAUGGAAAAGGGUCUGUCUAGCAGAACCCUUCUACGUGUGCAUUUUUAGGAACUCUAUAAAACUAGUCUUGGUGAGCAUGGCUCAGUCUGCACAUAACAUGAGCAGCUAGUACAAUUGAAAAUGUCCAGCAUUGUUUGACUGAAGACUUUUUAUUGUUUAAUAUAUAUUUUUACACAGGGGGGGCAGUAUUACAAUUUCCAUGUGUUGUUUUUAAUGCAAUUAAUCUUUCCUUUGUUGGCAAGAGCCCUUGGAAGCCAGACAUUUGACAGCAUUCACCAUCUGAACAUAAUGAGAACCAGGUUAAGAAAGCAUGGUCAUAUCUGACGGUUUAUCCCUGUUUUUUUGUUUGUUUUUUUUUAAUUUUCAUGCCUUUUGACAUAUGCUGGACAUGCACAGCAUAUUUGUGGAGGUCAUCUUGGCCGUCCAUAGUGGUCGCAGCAGAAGGUGUAAUAAGCAACUCUUGCAUUUGCUGACACCCAGAACCUAAGAAACUGGGUAUUCCAUAGACAAAUCCAGAGCUUCUUCCCAAACCUGGGUCCCUUGUAUGCUGAAGUAGCACACUGACCUGUUAGGGCUGCCUCACUUCAACUCUACUAAGUUAUUUUAUAUAAAAACAGAUGUCUUAAAUACUGUUUCAUUUUCAAUUUCUCAUCCCUAUGCUGUCUUGACCUAUUUUAUAUAAAAACAGAUAUCUUAAAUACUAACUCAUUUUCAAUACCUCAUCCCUAUGCUGUAUGACCCUGUUUUGUCAUUGUGAGCAUGACUUCUGCAGGUUACAAUUUGUGCUAUAUUCAAAAGCUGUCAAGUUUAGUAAGGUUUUCUGUUAAAGAAUUAAUAAUUUUGCAUUGCAGGCAUUUAAUGCAACUGUCUGUUUGCCAGUGCAGUUAAUAAAUUAUCAGGAGGACCUGCUUUGGCUUAAACCCAGGGCAUUCAUAUGGCAAUAAAACCAGGGUUGAGGUUGUAAAGUGUCCUUGUUUGUGGAACUAGAAUUUCCUGUUUGGUUGUACAGAAAAGUGAUCUGCUGCUUUCUGCAGCAGUUGUUCAUAAAGCACUUUUGCCACUUUCUCAGAAUCCUUGUUUUUUUAACUGACACAUUUAUUUGGGAUGGUAUGAAUUGGUGUUUUCCUUUGGAAUUGUGUUCCAAAGGAAUUUGAAGUCCAUGUAAUUACAUAUUCUCUCAUAGUGAACUCUGUGGUUACUGUAACCAUUCCCUAACCCUAUCACGCAUGUUACAGGUUCUUCUAAAAUCAUUCACAAUGUUUGUUAUAUGCAUCAACUUAGGAGUCAGUCUGGAAAAGAUUUCUUUUGUAAUUUAAGCAAGUUCAUAAACUGGUCACAACAAAGGUAGUUUCACUGCCAUUUCACAUGUCCAUGUGCAAAGCAAAAUUAUUGCUAAAAUUGUAAACAUUCUGUAACUGUUUAUGGUAACCACAGAGCUGAUUUGCAGGUCACAACAGCUGUCAUUGUGAUAGAUGUGUAAUUGUAGUCAUGCAAGGGCUCAACUGUAAUUUUAACAGGCACUUUAUUACUGUUAUAGCUUAUGCAUGGUCCUGUAGUCCUUAUGAAUUAAAUUUGAAUAACUUUCUUAACUGCCCAUGGACUGUUAAGCAGAUAAGCAAAAGAAAGCCUAGACCUCCAUUUUAUAAAGCAGUGUGAAUGUUAAAUUGAAAGAAAAGGCAGAAUCUUUGUCAGGGGCAGUGAUUUACAGCAUUUCUCGAAAUAAUCAGAUUAUGCUUCUGAGACUUGAAAUUCUGGAAUAUACCACCAGUACUUGCUUCUUGCUGGAUUUCUGUAUUAUUGCAAUAUUCUGUUGUAUAGAAUUUGCACAUUAGAAAUAAAAAGAAAAGAAAGAAAGUAUGCUGUAAAUUAAAACAAUGAAGCACAAA
Protopterus annectens (West African lungfish) is the source of this 5083-nucleotide messenger RNA. It is a transcript of the gene OTUD7B, whose product is annotated as OTU deubiquitinase 7B. NCBI's taxonomy places the organism in Eukaryota, Metazoa, Chordata, Ceratodontiformes, Protopteridae. The transcript has 12 exons. Gene Ontology annotation, cellular component: nucleus; cytoplasm. The record is from RefSeq and is a predicted model, not a curated record. Gene Ontology annotation, molecular function: zinc ion binding; DNA binding; cysteine-type deubiquitinase activity. Bases 349 to 2964 code for a protein of 871 amino acids. Gene Ontology annotation, biological process: protein K63-linked deubiquitination; protein K48-linked deubiquitination; protein deubiquitination involved in ubiquitin-dependent protein catabolic process.